This is a messenger RNA of Miniopterus natalensis, 1211 nucleotides long. RefSeq names its product ubiquinol-cytochrome c reductase complex assembly factor 4 (gene UQCC4). The record is from RefSeq and is a predicted model, not a curated record. NCBI's taxonomy places the organism in Eukaryota, Metazoa, Chordata, Mammalia, Chiroptera, Miniopteridae.
GCUGGUUUCCGGUUUCACGCGACGGAAGUGACGCGCGCACCGCGCGCCGCAGAGCCGAGUGCACUGCUAGGGUCGUGAUGAGCUGUGUCCUGUGUGCGCCCGCUGCUGGGGCUGUCCGGGCGCUGAGGCUUGUGCGCUGGACUUCCCGAAGCCUGCAUCCGCCGCCCGGUGACCGGGCUCAGGCCCGGCCCGCGGCCGAGGUCGAGGAAGAGGACGACCCUGACCGUCCCAUUCAGUUUUCCUCCAGCAAAGCCAGCCCGUCUCGUUGGACGGUGGAGCAGUCCCUGGGAAGGGGGCGGCAGCGGCCCUGGUGGAGGGUCCUGCCCUUAAGCCUGUCCCUCAUGGUUCUGGUCAUCUGGUGCUUCUUUAGGCAGGAGACCAGCGCGGACCGCUGGUUGAGACAGAUAUUGGAAGAAGAGGUACCGGAGCCCAGCGAUCUUUCUGAGGAGCCUGGAACUCGGGCUGCCCACGGGGCGAGGACUUAAAGGGGCGGCCUCCGCGGAAGGCAUCGAGGGACCAGGCAGCCGUCCUUAGGCUUUGCCGUCGCAUUUGGCCGUUUCUGUCGUGGUUAUGUGCGUCCCCACCCUGAAGGAUUUGGACCGCGGACCUGGGCACGCUGACGCGCGGGAAGGAGAGAACAGAAUGUUAGCAGAAGGAACCCGGUUCCUUGCCCAACGAAUAUGCCCAAAAGACUUUUUAGAUCCAUAGAAAAGGUUUUGGUUGCGGCGUGUGCUGUUGGAUUUGUGAUUUUGUUUAACAUUAUCAUAUUUCCAAAGCAAUUCUGGUGACACUUUGUAAUCCAGUGUAAUCCAGUUUUCAGGUCAUUUGCUCUCUGAGACAGAAUAACUGUCGGAAGAGUUAAGGUUUUUACUUUAUAAUAUACUAUGGUGUAUAUAAAUUGAUGUUAGUUUUACAAACUAACAAAUUGAUAUUAAAUUUUAACUUGAUAAAAUGUGGAAUUAAGCCAACCCCUCCUCCCCUUUUGCAUCUCAUCAAACAGAGGGAGCCUUUUAAUCGUUUUUCCGUUCCUUUUUCCAAAAUAGGAACUGAGGAAAGAAACCGAAAUGUAAAUUGUGGAAUACGUUAUAAAAUGAUACCAGAAAUUGUGGAACUUUCUCAUUUCUCAGCUCUCUGCAAGUUUUCAUUUUUAGCAAGUCAACAACUUUCUGAAUACAAUAAAACUGGUGAAUUUUUCUUUUGACAAAUUACAA